AUGGCUUCAAUCAAAGAUUUAUCAAACAAAUUUAAUGAUUUAACAGGCGUUCCAAAGAUAUUAGAUAUUCUUCCUCUUGAAAUACAAAUAGAUAUUUUAAAAUGUCUCGAUUAUAACCAAUUAACAACUCUUCAACAAACAAAUAGUCAAAUACAUAAAUUAAUUAAACAUUUUGAGAAUAAAUUGGCUCGAAGAAAUUUUUCUGUUCUUAAAAUUGGGUCUGAUCAUGACAUGUUUUCUUAUUCUGUUCCUAUGAUUAGGUAUCCAAUUACAGAAAUGGUUUAUGAUUUUCAACCAAGCAAGGAACUUGAACAGAAGUGGGAAAUUGCUUUAAAUAAUCAAAUUCCAAUGUAUUUUUACCUUAACGAGGAUGAUAGAAAUGUUUAUGUUAUUGCAGAAUCAAAUACCUGCUUUUAUCGCUUUGAACUGUUUAAAUGGCCAAAUAAAAUAGAUCACUUUAUUUUUGCCCGUCACUGUUUCGAAUUACUUUCUCAUUGCCAUUUUAAUGAAAUUAUUUUUGAAAGAAUUGUGUUUAAUCCACAAAUAUUUAAUUUAAUUUUUGAUGAUCUACCAAUCAAAUUAAACUGCAAUAUUGCUAGAUUAUUACUCAAUAAUAUAGAUUAUGACAAUCAAGCGUUGGAAGUUGUUAAAAAUAAUUUGGUAAUUUCCAAAAUGCUGAGUUUCCGUUUUAUUUGGGCAGCUUUUACAACUUUGUAUGAGGUUGAUAAAUACAUUUUUUUGAAUUUUUUGUUGAAUGGAGGCGCUAAUAUCCCUCUUGCUUCUAUUUAUUAUAUUGGAUCUGCUAUUGAACUUCACAAAGAAGUUAUUAAGUUUGCCGAGACUUCAUUAGAUUGUUCAAAAAUGGUGAAUAGCAUUGAAUUUCAACGACUUGAAUGGUCUAUGCCUAAAUUUAGUUCAAGAGUUAAACUAAUUAGACAAAAAGAAUAUAUUAAAGGAGAGAACCAACACAUAUUUUUAAAAUACGAAACUUCAAAUGUGCAUAAUUCAAAUUUGGUUUUUUAUAUUUUUAUUUGGAAAGAAGUCAAAGCUGAAACAAUACAUCGUUUUAGAAUACAAAAAUUAAUUCGUGCUUCUAUUGGGAAAUAG
Messenger RNA from Meloidogyne enterolobii, 1107 nucleotides. Lineage: Eukaryota; Metazoa; Nematoda; Chromadorea; Rhabditida; Meloidogynidae. The record is from the annotation of a GenBank genome assembly.